This is a messenger RNA of Anisakis simplex (herring worm), 297 nucleotides long. NCBI's taxonomy places the organism in Eukaryota, Metazoa, Nematoda, Chromadorea, Rhabditida, Anisakidae. The record is from the annotation of a GenBank genome assembly.
AUGCUGAAGAAGGUGGUGGACUGGUGUGGAUGCUCUCCGUUGGUAUUCACCGCUAUGGAUACGUUCAAAUACGCAGUUGAGACUGCCAAGAAGAAAACAGUGUUCUUUGGACGUAAAUUCGAUAGUUUUAUAAGUCAGUCAGCAAUUGCUCAAGCCGAAUCGCAAGCAUUCAGAAAUAUGGCGCCGAAUUUAGUCGAUCCACGACAUGCUUCGUUUGAACGUGUUUGGAUCAAUUUUUACAAUCGUAUCGUCGAUAAAUCACGUUGGUUUAUCGAAUCAUUCACUACUCUGUUAUAA